Lactuca virosa is the source of this 2026-nucleotide messenger RNA. The record is from the annotation of a GenBank genome assembly. Lineage: Eukaryota; Viridiplantae; Streptophyta; Magnoliopsida; Asterales; Asteraceae.
UUAAUUCUUACUCCUCGUCAGUCGUGCCUAACCAGAAACGUGCCAUUAAACAAACAUAAGAAGGUGUUUGGUGGGCAUGAACUCGUUGACCAUAUAAGAGCUGUUAUGCCAACGCAACUGCCACACUCCGAUCCAUCUUUUCAUCGUUUCACAUCUUGUUCGUAUUAGUUAAACUUCAUAUGUUUUGAUUGAAUCUCUUCAGUCUACUAACUACCUCUCGAUUGAUAUAUUUUCGUAACCUAUUUGACAAUUUUUGCUGGUCGAUCGGGUCGGAUCAUCCACAAGAUGCUGCUAUCUCGCCGGAUUCUUCGUGGAAGGUCUUUGAAUUCCGGUAGGAGCUGCUUGUGUUAUCUCACUUCCACACCUUCAACGACGGCGGUGGCCACCGAGUUGAAGCCUCCUACAAUCACCCAAUUCUCAACCGCAGCUCCAACUUCUGCCAAGUUAAAGUUCGACGGGUCUUACAAGUUGAACAAACUGUACAAUGUCAAGGGGCACUACUUUUCAAGUAAUGCAGUGGAUAGUCAACAAGCUGGUGGCAUUAUAGAUGUACCUUUAGCACAAACUGGUGAAGGUAUUGCAGAAUGUGAACUCCUCAAAUGGUUUGUCCAGGAUGGAGACCAUGUUGAAGAAUAUCAACCUCUUUGUGAAGUUCAAAGUGAUAAAGCAACUAUAGAAAUAACAAGCCGCUAUAAAGGGAAAGUUUCCAAGAUUCUGCAUACUCCUGGUGACAUUAUAAAGGUUGGAGAAACUCUAUUACAGUUGAUGGUUGAUGAUUCUGGUGUUCCAUUUAAUGCUUCUGAUGCAUCAGUAGGUUCUGAUGGAUCAAAAUCUGAUGAACACAAGCUAGAUCUCAGAAAGAGUCAUGAAAAUGAUAAUUUAUCCACCCCUGCUGUUAGGAGUCUUGCAAAGCAACAUGGUAUUGAUUUAGCAGAUGUCACUGGAAGUGGUAAACAUGGAAGAAUAUUGAAAGAAGAUGUUCUAAAGUAUGGUGUAGAAAAAGGAAUUAUUGAUGACAAACCUGCUUUUAAUCCUACUUCUAUCGAACCAAUGUCUGGACCUGAAGAACAACUUCAAGAGAUGGCUGAAUCACUUUAUCAUGAUAAGAUAUUCUCUCUAAGGGCUUAUCAGCGUGCAAUGGUUAAGUCAAUGACUGCAGCUGCUAGUGUUCCUCAUUUUCAUUAUGUGGAAGAAAUAAACUGUGAUGGGCUUAUGAAACUUAAAUCAGCUUUCCAGAAAGAGAAUACUGAUCCGGAUAUUAAAUUCACAUUCCUUCCCGUCUUAAUAAAGUCAUUAUCCAUGGCAUUGACCACACAUCCAUUAGUCAACAGCACCUUCAACUUGAAUAAUUAUGAAGUCACUCUAAAAGGCUCUCACAACAUUGGAAUUGCCAUGGCCACACCUUCUGGACUAGUUGUACCAAACAUCAAGAAUGUUCAAUCUCUUUCCAUAUUGGAGAUAACUAAGGAGCUAUCGCGCCUAAUAAAGUUAGCAAUGGCAAACAAGCUUCCUCCUGCAGAUAUAGCUGGUGGAACUAUAACUCUUAGCAAUAUCGGAUCAAUUGGUGGGAAAUUUGGUUCACCCCUGAUUAAUGUUCCUGAAGUUGCCAUAAUUGCCCUUGGAAAAAUUCAGAAAGUUGCAUCUUUUAGGGAAGAUGGAAGCAUUUACCCUGUCUCUCUCAUGACAGUAAAUAUAGCAGCUGAUCAUAGAAUACUUGAUGGAGCAAAUGUUGCGAUAUUUUGCAAAGAAUGGAAGAUGUACAUUGAAAAACCGGAGUUGUUGUUGCUGCAUAUGCGAUGAUCUGUCACAAUCAUGUUUUUAGGCCAAAAAAAAAAAGAAGAUAUGCAGACAGAUUAUGUAUGGAGUACGUCUUUGUAAGUUAACAUAAAUGUAUGUUAAAGUUAAAAUGUUCUUGUGUUGUGUGUGAACCUUUCUUACUUCAAAACUGAAAAAGAGAAUGAAUGUAUUGCGGGAAUCUUGUAACUUGUUGAAUCAAAAAAGUUUGUUUUUACUUUUUUAAUGCGUU